Ceutorhynchus assimilis (cabbage seed weevil) is the source of this 3829-nucleotide messenger RNA. The record is from the annotation of a GenBank genome assembly. Lineage: Eukaryota; Metazoa; Arthropoda; Insecta; Coleoptera; Curculionidae.
UCGUUUACAGUUUCACCACAUUUAUGUUUCACUAUACACUACGGUUUCGUGAAAACUAAUAAAUAAAUAAAACAUAUUUUAUCUACCCGAUAUUAUUUCAAUCGAGAUUUCAAUUUUACCAUGGACGACGACGGAGUUCACAGACUAGCAGGGACAUCAGGAAACGAGAAAGGAGGACUAAUAAUCAAAAAGAAAGAUAAGGAAUCCACAUUCAAGGUACCAAAACCCUCUCUUCUAGGCCUAGAUCGUUUAGCAGCCCAAAAACGUAAAGAUAAAGAAGAUGCUGCUAGAAAAAUGUCUUUUUCGAUAGAAGAUGAACAUGGCGACGCAUCGGGCGACAGCCCAAGAAGCAUCAGGGAAAAACCUAGUAUCGGACGAAAGUUCAGAUCACCAGCUGAAGAGACUCCUACGUACACUGGUGGUGUAACAAAAGAAGCUCGAGAACGACUCCUAGAACGAGAAAAGGAUAAGUAUAAAGAAAAAGGAGUUUACGCAACAACAAAGAAUAAAGAAAGAGAACAAGAUUCUAGAGGGUAUGAUGAUUACCAUAGAUACAAAGACAGAAGAGAUAGAGACAGAAAACAUAAUAGAGAUAAGCAUAAGGAUUACAGUAAAAGUGAAAGAAAUAUAGAAGGUAGUUCUCAUAGGGACAGGUCAGAAAGAGAUUCGUCUAAGUAUCGAGAUGAACCAAAAACCCCAAAUGUAAGAGGUAGUAGAGAUUCGGUAGCAAGAACUUCAUGGGAGGAUGAUGAGGAUGAUCCCCCCACAAAAAAAUCAUCAUGGGACUUUCCUACUCCAAAUGUUUAUAAAAGAUAUGAUGGUAGUUGGUCAGACAGGAGUUCAAGAUCAAACCUAGAAGGUAGUGAGUCAUCUAGAAGAAAUGAUAAAAACUGGAUUGAUUGGAAAUCUAGCAGAAAAUUUGUGGAUGAUAGUGUAAGGGCUACUCCGGCACAUAAAUAUAAUGCUUGGAUGAAGGAUAGAAAGAGAACUGGAGCUACACCAGGUCUUGGUAAGGAUGGUAAAGAACACGUUAAAUGGGAUGCCACAGAAGAAAGAGAAAAUUGGGAGGAAGAACAAAAAAGAUUGGACAGAGAGUGGUACAAUAUGGGCGAAGGAUAUGAUGAUGAAAAUAAUCCAUUUUCCAGUGUCAGUGAAGAAUACACUAAAAAGAAAGAAGAACAAUUGGAACAGAGAAAAAAGAAACGAUUAAGUGCUCAGCAAAGGCAAAUAAACAAGGAUAAUGAAUUGUGGGAGAAGAAUAGGAUGUUAACAUCAGGGGUAGUACAUUCAGUAGAUUAUAAUGAGGAUUUCGAUGAAGAAUCCAUAGACAGAGUCCAUUUAUUAGUACACAACAUCGUUCCACCAUUUUUAGAUGGUAGAAUUGUUUUCACCAAACAACCGGAGCCAGUUAUUCCUGUUAGAGAUCCCACUUCAGAUAUGGCCUUAGUAGCACGCAAAGGUUCACAUUUGGUAAGGGUUUUUAGAGAACAAAAAGAAAGACGCAAAGCCCAGAAAAAGCAUUGGGAAUUGGGCGGCACUAAAAUAGGUAACAUUAUGGGCAUAAAGAAGAAAGAAGAUGAGGAAGACAAAAAAUAUAAUAAAGAAGAUGAUAGUACUGAUUAUAAAGCUGAUCAUAAGUUUGCUGAGCAUAUGAAAGGAAGCAAUGAAGCUUCUAGUGAUUUUGCCCGAAAGAAAACCAUAUCUGAACAAAGACGAUACCUACCCGUUUUCGCCUCACGACAGGAACUUUUAAACAUUAUAAGAGAAAAUAAUGUGGUCAUUAUUGUUGGAGAAACUGGCAGCGGUAAAACGACCCAGCUAACACAAUACCUUCAUGAAGAUGGUUAUAGCAAAUAUGGUAUGAUUGGUUGCACUCAACCAAGAAGAGUGGCAGCCAUGUCGGUAGCUAAAAGAGUGAGUGAUGAAAUGGGCACAACACUUGGAGAUGAAGUGGGUUAUGCUAUAAGAUUUGAAGAUUGCACUUCUGAGAAUACUGUUAUCAAAUACAUGACUGAUGGUAUUUUGCUAAGAGAAAGUCUUAGAGAACCAGAUUUGGAUCAUUACAGUGCAGUCAUAAUGGACGAAGCCCACGAAAGGUCCCUUAGCACUGACGUUUUGUUUGGAUUGUUGAGAGAAAUUGUAGCUAGAAGGCAUGACUUAAAAUUAAUUGUCACUUCUGCCACUAUGGAUAGUAGUAAAUUUUCUAUGUUUUUUGGCAACGUGCCUACUUUUAAUAUACCUGGGAGGACUUUUCCAGUGGAAACUUUAUUCAGUAAAAACCCAGUUGAAGAUUAUGUAGAUGCUUCUGUAAAACAGGCUUUGCAGAUUCAUUUGCAGCCACCUUCUGGAGAUAUUUUGAUCUUCAUGCCUGGGCAAGAAGAUAUUGAAGUGUCCUGUGAGGUUCUAGCUGAACGCCUAGCUGAAAUCGACAACGCCCCCGAGCUAUCAAUUCUCCCAAUUUACUCUCAACUGCCUUCGGAUCUACAAGCGAAAAUUUUCCAGAGAUCUCCGGAAGGCAUAAGAAAGUGUGUGGUCGCUACAAACAUUGCUGAAACUUCGCUUACAGUGGACGGUAUUAUUUUUGUAAUCGACAGUGGCUACUGCAAAUUGAAAGUUUACAAUCCUAGAAUUGGUAUGGAUGCUUUACAAAUUUAUCCCAUUUCCCAAGCUAACGCGAAUCAACGUUCAGGUCGUGCUGGACGUACGGGUCCAGGACAAGCAUUUCGCCUGUAUACAGAACGUCAAUACAAAGACGAGCUGCUGAUAACUACAGUACCAGAAAUACAGCGUACUAAUUUGGCUAAUACGGUGCUCCUGCUUAAAUCCUUAGGAGUUCAGGAUUUGUUGCAGUUUCACUUCAUGGAUCCACCUCCACAGGAUAAUAUAUUGAAUUCGCUUUAUCAGUUGUGGAUUUUGGGAGCAUUAGAUCAUACAGGUGUGUUAACAAAGCUUGGAAGACAAAUGGCUGAGUUUCCUCUGGAUCCUCCCCAGUGUCAGAUGCUUAUAGUGUCCACUCAGAUGGGAUGUACUGCAGAAAUUCUUAUUAUAGUAUCUAUGUUAUCUGUGCCGUCAAUUUUUUACAGGCCGAAAGGUCGAGAAGAGGAAGCUGAUGGUGUGAGGGAAAAAUUUCAGGUCCCUGAAAGUGAUCAUCUAACUUUCCUGAAUGUCUACAAUCAAUGGAAACAAAACGGAUACUCUGCACAUUGGUGUAAUGAGCAUUUUAUUCACAUAAAAGCAAUGCGUAAAGUAAGAGAGGUGAGGCAACAACUCAAGGAUAUUGUCGUGCAGCAGAAACUUGAAAUAAAAUCCUGCGGUACUGAUUGGGAUAUUGUUAGAAAGUGUAUUUGUUCGGCGUAUUUCCAUCAAGCAGCCAGACUUAAAGGUAUUGGUGAAUAUGUAAAUUGCCGUACAGGAAUGCCUUGUCAUUUACAUCCCACCUCUGCACUUUUCGGACUAGGAAAUACACCAGAUUAUGUUGUGUAUCAUGAAUUGGUUAUGACAGCAAGAGAGUAUAUGCAAUGCGUUACUUCUGUUGAUGGUCAUUGGUUGGCUGAGCUUGGUCCCAUGUUUUUCUCAGUAAAAGAAACUGGAAAAUCAGGGAGAGCAAAGAAGAAGCAAGCAGCUGAACAUCUGCUCGAAAUGGAAAACCAAAUGCAAGUGGCCCAGGAAGAAAUGAAGGCUAGAAAAGAAGCUGCAGAGAAAAAAGAGGCAGCGAUGUAUAAAGGCCAAGAAAUUGUUUCUGCUGGGGCCACUCCUAGGAGGACACCGGCUAGAUUUGGACUCUAACAAUUUGUUAUUUUAAUAUCAAGAAAUAAAAACAUAAUUUUUA